ACAACGGGUUAUAAAACUAAUGUUUUCACUGCAAUAUGGUUAGUUCUAUUCUGCCACUUAUCUGUUCUGUACCAUUCUACAAUCCCCAGAUGCCCUACAGUGAAGUGCAAAAUCCGCACAGAAUGAAGGCUUUACUUAUCCUGAGCCUUCUUAUGUACUGUGAAGCUAAACCCCAAAAGGCCCCAUCAGACUCUAACAACAACAACAAGGACCUAUCAGGAUCCUGCUCUGCUGCUAGGGACCUAGGAGUCAACCUGGAAAUCUUCCCUAAACAUGUGGCACACAACCUGCACUCUAUCACCCUGCAGGACAUUCAGUUCUUCUUUGAACCUAACUUUCCCGAGGACAAUGACAUUCCUACUGUGAACCAAAACCUGACCUCGGACCAGGAGAUUUUGUGGCAGGCGCCUUCCAGAUCAUCUGUGUACAAGUUCCCAUCCGGCGCUGCCUUUGAUUUCAUUCUCAUGAACAGCGACAAUGUUGACUCUUUGAUGGAGAAAAGUACCUCCAGCUUGGAGAAGAUGUCCCAUGCUAUACACAUGCAAGAAAUGUGGUACAAGGUCUCUCUACGGUACAAGAAGCUUGAGAACACCGAGAUCGAUCUAGACCAGGUGUGUCCCUGUCUUGUGGAUGAAAAAUCAAAUGAAAUAAUCAACAGACUUCAAGAUAUUGCAAUUGACUUGAGGAAGGACAAAGAUGUCAUUAUGUUUGAGUUUCCGGACAAAGAAGUCCAUGACUACUCUGGAGAAACUGAGAAUCAAGAACAAAGAACUGGAAAAGCAAUGGCUCCGCACAGCAGAGGCUACCAAAGAACUGGGAAAGCAAUGGCUCCGCACAGCAGAGGCUACCAAAGAACUGGGAAAGCAAUGGCUCCGCACAGCAGAGGCUACCAAAGAACUGGAAAAGCAAUGGCUCCACACAGCAGAGGCUACGACGGCUACUUAAAAAGAAAAAGAAGGUCAAUCAUAGAUACUCCCAGCUCCCCUCAGAAGCAUGCACAAGAUGGGAAAGCUCUCGUAGAUGAUGAUCUGAUUCCAAGUCCUGAACUUACUGAUUCUAAAAGCUGGGAGUUCUGGAAGAAGAAUGUUGAUGCUCCAAUGAACGAUGAGGAAAUGGAGUACAGUGCAGCUCUGUACUUUAAAUGCAAAAUGCAUCAGUAUCAGUAGCAAGCAACAUAUUUUUAUCGCAGAACAUUAUAUAUCUAUGUAGAACUGAGAAUAAUGAUGCCAGUACGAAAGUAGUCCUAUACAUAAAUAAAUAAUGUUAAACAAAU
Molecule: messenger RNA, 1273 nt
Organism: Eurytemora carolleeae
Lineage: Eukaryota; Metazoa; Arthropoda; Copepoda; Calanoida; Temoridae
Exons: 2
Coding region: 36-1166 (376 amino acids)
Source: RefSeq, a predicted model, not a curated record